AUGACCCAAAUUCACGAUAUAAAACAUGCCCAAACAGAAAGAAAUGAAUGGGGGAGUUCUUGGCAAUUUUUGUUAACUUGUAUUGGAUAUGCUGUUGGACUUGGAAGUAUUUUUUGUUUGGAAUUUAAAAUUAAAAAAAUUUUAUUUAUAGAUAUUUGGCGCUUUCCAGCUUUAGCAUAUGAACACGGUGCCUUCUUAAUUCCUUAUUUGAUAUGCUCUUUGUUGAUAGGAUUUCCUUUAUUAUAUCUUGAAAUGAGUAUAGGGCAAUUUUGCAAGGCUGGACCAGCUGUAGCCUAUGGGUGGAUUAGACCUGCAUUUCAGGGUAUUGGAUGGUCAAUGGCUAUGUUAUCUCUUUUAAUUGGAAUUUAUUAUAAUGUUAUAGUCGCGUGGACAUUAAUUUAUUUGUGGACGAUUAUAACUGGGAAUUCUAACCAAUUCUCAUCUUGCACUAACCAAUUUAAUACAAUUUAUUGUUCAUCCUCUUUGGAAGAUUUACGUUGUUCUAAUGAAUUAAAAACAUUGGGAGCAUUUUAUUUUAACAGAACUUGUAAUUUUGGGAAUGAUACAAUUGCUAAAAGUUUGAAAGACAAAACAUUUUCUAUUUUAUCUGCCGUUAGUCCUGCCGAAGAAUUUUUUGAGAGAUAUGUACUCGAAAAAACGGCUACAUUAUCCGAAUUUGGAGGUUUAAGUUUAAAAAUGGUUAUUUCCCUUGGAUUAGCUUGGUUAUUUACUACGCUGGUUUUGGUUAAAGGUGUUGAAGUUAUGGGGAAAAUUGCUUGGUUUACAGGAACUACACCCUACAUAAUAAUUGUUAUACUUUUUAUUAGAGGUAUCACAUUAGAUGGUGCAAAAGCUGGCUUGGAUUAUUAUUUAUUGAAGCCUAAUUUAAGUGUUAUUUGGCUAGCUGAAACCUGGAGGGCUGCGGCAACCCAAGUUUGUUAUAGUUUGGCGAUUGGAAUGGUUUGUUAA
Messenger RNA from Meloidogyne enterolobii, 969 nucleotides. The record is from the annotation of a GenBank genome assembly. Lineage: Eukaryota; Metazoa; Nematoda; Chromadorea; Rhabditida; Meloidogynidae.